This is a messenger RNA of Ananas comosus (pineapple), 929 nucleotides long. RefSeq lists its product as uncharacterized. Bases 126 to 566 code for a protein of 146 amino acids. Gene Ontology annotation, cellular component: mitochondrion. The record is from RefSeq and is a predicted model, not a curated record. Lineage: Eukaryota; Viridiplantae; Streptophyta; Magnoliopsida; Poales; Bromeliaceae. The transcript has a single exon.
UACCUCUGAGUCCCAUUAGAGGGCGAGGGUUUCAUAAACCCUAGCAAAAACCCUACCCUUCGUCGUCCUCGCCUCGGUUGAAGCCCUAACCCUAAUCCUAACCCUAACCCUAAUCCAGUCGGAGAAUGGCGUUCUCGGCGCGGAUGAAGGAGCUGAUGAAGAAGUACGGCAAGGUGGCGCUCGGCGUCCACCUCUCCGUCUCCGCCGCCUCCAUCACCGGCCUAUACGUCGCCAUCAAGAACAACGUCGACGUCGAGGGCAUCUUCCAGAGGGUCGGCCUCUCCUCCGUCGCCGGCGAUAAUCCCGGCGCCGCCGACCCAGCCGUCGUCUUGGACGGCUCCGACUCGGCGGCGCCCGGCGGCGCCGCAACGGGGGAGGAGUGGGAGCAGCAGAGGAAGAAGAGGAACAGGACGGCGGAGCUCGCUGCGUCGAGCGGCGGAGCCCUAGCUCUGGCGAUCCUCUGCAACAAGGCCCUGUUCCCUGUUAGGGUUCCGAUCACGAUCGCCCUCACGCCGCCGAUCGCUAGAUUUCUCGCUAGGAGGAACCUCCUCAAGACUCAAGUAUGAGCAACUCUCUCUCUCUCUCUCUGUCUCUGUUCUUGUCAUUAUAUCAGCAUGUUAUGCUUUUGAUCGAUUGUGGAAUAACUGGAAAUGGUAAAGGAGGGAUCUUUCAGUGUUUCCCCUCCAUUAAUUUCGGAAAUAGGAAUUAUCUAUCAAAAUGCUACAAAGUUUUUGUGUAUGAAGAUGAUGGGACAAUCACGACUCGGCGUUCUCUCUAGCAUCAUAUUUAGUCUUGAUGUUUGAUGUCAUAUUCGGUACUCGAUAUUUCAUUUGAUCCAAUUCACUUUUAUAGUAAAUGUUUGUUGUUUGUAUGCCCACGGUGCGAGUAGUGUCACUGGAAAUUUAUUUGGUUUGCAUUGGCUAUUUUAA